Molecule: messenger RNA, 1017 nt
Organism: Aspergillus versicolor CBS 583.65
Lineage: Eukaryota; Fungi; Ascomycota; Eurotiomycetes; Eurotiales; Aspergillaceae
Exons: 3
Coding region: 1-1017 (338 amino acids)
Source: RefSeq, a predicted model, not a curated record
AUGACUGGCUUCAACUUUUCUACGGAGGGAAAAUCGGUCGUUGAGAAAUGGAGUGAGUUUGUUCAAGGAAAGACAGUGGUCGUCACUGGGGCAAGCGAGGGAGGCCUCGGAGCCAAUACCGCCAUAGCUCUGGCACAUGGGAAACCGCACACCCUGAUUCUUCUCGCUAGAAGUGAGGGUAAAGUCUCCAAUGUCAUCAACUCAAUCAAGCAAAUUAGCCCCAUGACAGCAGCUUCCUUUGUCCGUAUUGAGCUCGAUGACUUUGAUACAGUUCGCCAGGCGGCAUCAGCUAUACUUGCCCAAGCUGAGAAGAUUGAUAUUCUUAUAAACAAUGCCGGUGUAAUGGCCAUCCCAUGGGAGAAGAAUAAGGAUGGGAUUGAGAAGACUUUUGCUAUCAACCACUUAGGCCACUUCCUCCUCACCAAGCUACUGCUACCUUUGAUGAUUAAAGCAGGGCCAGGUUCCCGAAUUGUGAACCUGACCAGUGCUGGAUACAAAAUGGGCCCGUUUCGGGUCGACGAUUGGAACUUUUCGGUGAGUAACGCCAUUUCCACCAUCGUUGAGUCUACAUUGGCUCACACUGAAGGGAUUCAGGACGGUCAAACAUACCACCCUUUAACGUCCUAUGCACAAUCAAAGACGGCAAAUAUCCUGUUCACGGCUGCUCUAGCCGAGCGCAGCGCGAAAUACGGCAUCGCCGCUUUUGCCGCACACCCUGGAUACAUCCCCGGUACAUCGCUCACAUCGCAUAUCCCAUCCCUAGAUCCCCAAGAGAUGGAUAGAGUUUCCCGGGAAAGUACUGGGGAGCCCUUCGGCCCUGAUGAGCCGAAGUCACCGGAGCAAGGCACCGCGACUACUCUGGUCGCAGCGUUAUCACCAGAUCUGGUCACCAGAAGCGGAUCUUAUGUGGCGGAUUGCCAGAUUGAACCAGUACGGGAGUACGCGAAGAGCCCGGAGAUAGCUAGCAGGUUAUGGAAGCUUAGUGAGGAACUUGUAGGAGAGAUGUUUGAGUUAUAG